CGGCCCCGCGCCCCGCCCCGGGAUCUGCUCAGGUGGUGGCUGAACCCCAAGGACUCGGCUGGGUGCCCGAGGGUGCACUGACCUUGCUGUGGCAGCGGGCGCCAUGGGUUCCGUUCUGGGCAGGGGCUGGCGCCCCGCUCUGCUCCCAGGACCCAGCCACUGCGCUUCCAUCGGGAAGCCCCCAGCGCCUGUACCCCCACGCCGCUCCCAGCACUGCCCCAUGAACCCAGUGCCCCUGCACAAACGCGGGUAUGAUGUCAUCAGGAACCCGCACCUCAACAAGGGCAUGGCCUUCACGCUGGAGGAGCGGCUGCAGCUGGGCAUCCAUGGCUUGAUCCCGCCCUGUUUCCUGAGCCAGGACGUGCAGCUGCUCCGUGUCAUGAGGUCCUACGAGCGGCAGCAGAGUGACCUGGACAGGUACAUCAUCCUCAUGACACUUCAGGACCGGAAUGAGAAACUCUUCUACCGGGUGCUGACGUCUGAUGUGGAGAGGUUCAUGCCCAUUGUGUACACGCCCACCGUGGGGCUGGCCUGUCAACACUAUGGCCUGACCUUCCGGAGGCCCCGUGGGCUGUUCAUCACCAUUCACGACAAGGGCCACAUUGCCACCAUGCUCAACUCCUGGCCUGAGGAAGACAUUAAGGCUGUGGUGGUGACAGAUGGGGAACGCAUCCUUGGCUUGGGGGACCUGGGCUGCUACGGCAUGGGCAUCCCUGUAGGCAAGCUGGCACUAUACACAGCAUGUGGGGGUGUCAACCCACGCCAAUGCCUGCCUGUGAUGCUGGAUGUGGGCACCAACAACCAGGAGCUGCUGGGGGACCCCCUGUACAUAGGCCUGCGGCAGAAGCGUGUGCAUGGGGAGGAUUAUGACCAGCUGCUGGACGAGUUCAUGCAGGCAGUCACCCACAAAUACGGAACCCACUGCCUCGUCCAGUUUGAGGACUUCGCCAAUGCCAAUGCCUUCCGUCUGCUAAACAAGUACCGAGACAAGUACUGCAUGUUCAAUGAUGACAUCCAAGGCACAGCCUCUGUGGCGGUGGCUGGGAUCCUUGCGGCUCUGCGGGUCACCAGAAGCCGGCUCUCUAGCCAUGUGUUCGUCUUCCAAGGAGCAGGGGAGGCUGCCCUGGGCAUCGCUCACCUCCUGGUCAUGGCCCUGGAGAAGGAAGGCGUCCCUGCAGCUGAGGCCACCAAGAAGAUCUGGAUGGUGGAUUCCAGGGGACUCAUUGUCAAGGGGAGGAGUCAUCUGAGCCCUGAAAAAGAGACUUUUGCCCAGGACCAUGCUGAGAUGGGCUCCUUGGAGGAGGUGGUGCAGCAGGUGAAGCCCACAACCAUCAUAGGUGUGGCAGCUGUGGCUGGUGCCUUCACAGAGCAACUCCUCAGGGACAUGGCCUCUUUCCAUGAGCGUCCCAUCAUCUUCGCUCUGAGCAACCCCACCAGCAGGGCCGAGUGCACAGCUGAGCAGUGCUACCGCGCCACCCAGGGCCGUGGCAUCUUUGCCAGCGGCAGCCCCUUUGAGCACGUGACCCUGGAAGAUGGCCGCACCUUGAUGCCUGGGCAGGGCAACAAUGCCUACGUGUUCCCAGGGCUGGCACUGGGUGUCAUCGCAGGUGGUGUGCGGCACAUCCCUGAUGAGCUCUUCCUCCUCACUGCAGAGCAAAUUGCCCAGGAGGUGUCUGAGCAGCACCUGUCGCAGGGGAGACUGUAUCCGCCCCUCAGCUCCAUCAGAGAUGUGUCUCUGAGAAUCGCCAUCAAGGUCCUUGACUAUGCCUACAAGCACAACCUGGCCACCUACUACCCGGAACCUUUGGACAAGGAGGUGUUUGUUCGCUCCCUGGUCUACACUCCUGACUACGACUCCUUCUCACUGGACAACUACACAUGGCCGAGGGAAGCCAUGAGUGUGCAGAUGGUCUGAUGCCAUUUCUGCAGGGCUGGGGGCAGGGGCAAGGGAGGGACACCCACAAUACAGAUGACCUCUGAUGG
Molecule: messenger RNA, 1983 nt
Organism: Erinaceus europaeus (western European hedgehog)
Lineage: Eukaryota; Metazoa; Chordata; Mammalia; Eulipotyphla; Erinaceidae
Product: NADP-dependent malic enzyme, mitochondrial
Exons: 14
Coding region: 104-1915 (603 amino acids)
Biological process (GO): pyruvate metabolic process; malate metabolic process
Cellular component (GO): mitochondrion
Molecular function (GO): malate dehydrogenase (decarboxylating) (NADP+) activity; malate dehydrogenase (decarboxylating) (NAD+) activity; NAD binding
Source: RefSeq, a predicted model, not a curated record